Messenger RNA from Homalodisca vitripennis (glassy-winged sharpshooter), 1738 nucleotides. It is a transcript of the gene l(3)76BDm, whose product is annotated as trafficking protein particle complex subunit 8. Gene Ontology annotation, cellular component: TRAPPIII protein complex; cytoplasmic vesicle; phagophore assembly site. Gene Ontology annotation, biological process: endoplasmic reticulum to Golgi vesicle-mediated transport; protein localization to phagophore assembly site. The transcript is spliced from 9 exons. Lineage: Eukaryota; Metazoa; Arthropoda; Insecta; Hemiptera; Cicadellidae. Bases 239 to 1723 code for a protein of 494 amino acids. The record is from RefSeq and is a predicted model, not a curated record.
UCUAAUUUGCUAGUUGUAGUAGAGUAGUAGCAUCAUCAAGUUUUGUGGGCGAGUCUUUAUCGUCAUCAUGUUGUAUUUCUGUAUAACUUUUUGAUUUAAAAUCAUAGGUGUUAAUCUGCAGUGUUUCUUUCAAUAAUGCAAUAGUUUCAUUAAGUUGUUAAUAAGUUCUAAACAACAAUGGUGACAUUCUAAUUGGUUUACUACAUUUAACUAAGGUGCUGUAAAUCAAGGUUCUACAAUGUCUCACUUUAAAAUGUCAUACCAGGACUUCAUUCAAAGUUCAUUUUCUCCUUUAGUGGCUGUGAUGUGUAGUCCUUUAGUUGAUCAAAUAUGCAAGAAAAACAAUUUAUCAUUUACUGAAAUGAUUCAGCCAUUUUGCAAACUUAACUCUGAGGCGUCCUUUAGAGAUCCAUCAGGGGUAAUGAUCUCCAUUAAAAAUCUCAGAAUAAAUGUUUCUGAUGUGAACUCUAGACCUCCUCAACCUACAAUGGCAAGGAAAUUUCUGAAUGAAUCAGUUAGCUGCCAUAUAAAUGACAGAACCACCACUUUAGAUGUUGGUGGUAUUAACCUCCAAGUACCUGUAUCAGUGCCAUGGUUUGAAGCUUGGCGUGACACUUUUCUCCAAGUGCAGUUCCCCUCGGACCACGAGUUCACAAAACAUUACGUGGCUUGUAUGCUGGUUGUAAGCUCGAGAGAGACCAGUCCGCUGGACAUGUUCGUACAGAUGGGCUCCCAGUUACAGCAGAUGCAGACUAUCUCCCCUGCCAAGUUGCCCAAGUGGUUCAGUCCGGCUGUACUGAGGUACCACAUCCUGCUGCACGACAACACUGAGGGAGACACACCGUUAGCUGAAAGCUUAUUUGAAACUAUGAAAACUACAUAUGGUGUGAACAAUGUUUUCUUCCUGAGUAUCAACUCCCAGCAAGCAUCUACUUCGGAGACGCAUAUGCCCGAUCCGUGGAGUCAAUUUCUAACCAGACAACUACAAUCUCAGGAUGUCAACGAAGCAGACUUGGAGUUAGCCCGGAACCAUUUAGAAGGGCUAAAUAUUGUGGAGACUGCACAGGAGGCGGGGGAGUCCACUCCCACCACCCCCAUAAUAAUGCAUCCUCUCAGUCCUGUCUCAGACAGCAACAGUGCUUUCGACAAGAGCAUUGCGGUUGAUGGAGUGAUGACCAACAGCUGGUCGAGCAGCACCACGAGCACGGUGCAUGGCAGCUGUCUCACAGCGGACGAUGUGGAAAAACUGCGAGAACUGGUUACCUGUUUCUGUCUCAGCUGUCUCGUGCCCCACGUGGAACAGCAGAUACAGCAUCUCACGGAACUGAUCUCAAAUAAAAAGGGAAUGAGCAGAUCUUUUCUGAGUGCUACCAAACGAUGGUUUGGUAGCAAGCCUGGAGUACCCAACACACCAACACCUACUAUCACAUACACAACUGACUCGACUGAGUUACAACUGCGAAGGCUGGGUGACCUGUGCUUCAUGUUUGGAGCGUAUUCACUGGCCUUCACAGCGUACCAUGCAGCCAAGCGGGACUUCAAUGCUGAUGGUGCGUGGCUGUAUUAUGCAGGUGCACUGGAGAUGGCUGCACUGUCGUUGUUUAUGCAGGCCGCGGAUUCUACCAAGAAGGCCCACGACUAUGCGGAAGAAAGUAUAAUGACGUACUUAAAUUCCUGCAGGUACGGUUACAUACAAUAUGCUUCCUUGUUAAUAUUAAGUUAAGCUCCAUUUUACCGU